This is a messenger RNA of Micropterus salmoides (largemouth bass), 1670 nucleotides long. RefSeq names its product UBX domain protein 11 (gene ubxn11). Gene Ontology annotation, molecular function: ubiquitin binding. The record is from RefSeq and is a predicted model, not a curated record. Gene Ontology annotation, biological process: proteasome-mediated ubiquitin-dependent protein catabolic process. Bases 107 to 1651 code for a protein of 514 amino acids. The transcript is spliced from 13 exons. NCBI's taxonomy places the organism in Eukaryota, Metazoa, Chordata, Actinopteri, Centrarchiformes, Centrarchidae.
CCAAACAAACUGAAAGAAAGUCGGGAGGUCCCUGUGAACACACCUAUAGUCGCAGCAGUUUGAGAUAUUUAGCUUAACUUGCAGUGUCUAAGCUGUCUCAGGUAAAAUGAGCUCACCUUUGUCGAUGCUGAAGAAAACGAGGCGCACUCCUUUGCAAACCCCUCUGAAUGAGCAGUGGGAAAGACAGAAAGUGCCUUUCAGGAGGAAUCUGUUAAAAGAAGUUCAGGCAGCGAUGGCGGAUGAUGAUGAAUCCUCUGAUCCAAAUCUUCCCCCGACCUCUCACUCAUCAGCCAGUCCUGCCUCCACUUCAAAGUCAAAAGCCCCAUUAAAGAAAGGUGCUCCGCCGAGUGACUUUGAGCUAAUGUCUGCCAUGAUUCAGCGGGUGACCCUGCUAGAGAAAACAGUGAAGAGCCAAGCACAAGAGAUUGAGCGCAAGGACAAAAGGAUUUCAGUGUUGGAGGAAAAGCUGAGGCUUCUUAAAGAAUCAGAAAAAGUAUUGAGCCAUGAUUUAAGUGGCAGAGACAGCCUGGAAAGAAGGUGCCAACAACUGGAGAAACAAGUGUGUGAAAUGGAGAGCUUUCUAAAUGACUACGGUUUGAUGUGGGUGGGAGACGUGGAGAGCAGUGACUCCGCGGAAGUUGAGCAGCCAGGCCUCUGGAAUCCAGACGCCUCUGUUGUCAGGAACUUCCACAUGAACUUUGACCUCGUGCUGCAGAGGAUCAAGGAGCUGAACGUCCUCGCAGGGGACGGAGAGUGUUUCAUAAAGUCCACGGCCACGGGGGCACAGCUGGCGAAAAAGGAUACUAUUCGACUGAGUCUCUACAGCAACGGGAUUGUCAUGUUUGAUGGUCCUUUCCGCUCUUAUCAGGAGCACAGCACCCAGGAGUGCAUGCAAGAUCUGAUGGACGGGUAUUUUCCGUCUGAGCUUCAAGAAAGAUUUCCAGAUGGUGUGCCUUUUGAGGUUCAUGACAGGCGAGAUGAGGAAUUUAUCUUCAGGCUACCGUGGAAUACUUUUCCUGGAGAAGGACAGGCUACAUGUGGAGAGAAAGGUGAAUCAUCAGAACAGUAUACUCUCUGUCCUGUAAACAACACAAUGAUACUCCCGAAAGUCGCACCUGAGGUGGAAAUGCUCAUUCGCCAUUGUCAUUCACAUGCAUCUCUUCUGGUCACAGGCAAGAAGUUAAGCACGAAUCAGUUCCUGAAGAGGUUACCAAAGGUGGUAGUAAAGGCUGGCCGUGUUAUCGAUAUCAGGGACUCGCUGAGGGCGACCCUGCAGGGUUCAUCUGAUGCCCAGAGAAGCAACUCAGUGAUCCUCAUAGACACAUCGGCGCUGGAAGACAUGAAAGACGGGCAGCAGACACUCAUCCCUGAGUGGCCCUCAUCAGCUCGGGAUGUUAUCACAACACUCAAAGUGAAGUCAGAAGACGGGAAUCAUACUUACAUAUUGAAAAUGCGCUCCUCAGAAACAAUCGGGCACCUGCGGCGGCAUCUGGACAAACAUAGAGGCGGUGGUCUACCGGGUUACGACAUCAUCAGCGCGCACCCACUGUGCUUCUACGACGACAACUGCAAGACGCUCCAAUCUUGCGGACUCACGACUAACGCUACUCUGCUGCUGCGAAAGAGGCAACACCCUUCUUCACUGAAGUGAAAUAAAGCUUUAAAGUUUA